Messenger RNA from Vanessa tameamea, 3468 nucleotides. RefSeq names its product NADH-ubiquinone oxidoreductase chain 2-like. Gene Ontology annotation, molecular function: NADH dehydrogenase (ubiquinone) activity. Lineage: Eukaryota; Metazoa; Arthropoda; Insecta; Lepidoptera; Nymphalidae. The transcript has a single exon. The annotation marks the transcript as partial. Gene Ontology annotation, biological process: mitochondrial electron transport, NADH to ubiquinone. The record is from RefSeq and is a predicted model, not a curated record.
UUAAUUAAUUCAAACAAAAUAUUUUUUUUAUUUAUUAUAUUUUUUAGAACAUUGAUUUCCAUCUCAUCUAACUCAUGAUUAGGAUGUUGAAUUGGAUUAGAAAUUAAUUUAUUAAGCUUUAUCCCCCUUAUCUCAAACCCCAAUAAUUUGUUAAACUCUGAAGCUUCUUUAAAAUAUUUCCUUACCCAAUCAAUUGCAUCAAUUAAUUUUUUAUUUUCUAUUUUAUUAUGUAUAUUAUCAUUUAAAAAUUUUUUUAUUGAUAAUUUAUUUUCAAUUAUUAUUAAUUCAUCUUUAUUAAUAAAAAUAGGAUCAGUACCUUUCCAUUUUUGAUUUCCUAAUAUUAUAGAAGGAUUAUCCUGAUUAAAUUGUUUUAUUUUAAUAACAUGACAAAAAAUUUCCCCAAUAAUUUUAAUUUCUUAUUAUAUAAAUUUUAAUUUAUUAUUUUUAGUUAUAAUUUUAAAUGUAAUAAUUGGUACAAUUAGAAGAUUUAAUCAAUCUUCACUACGUAAAUUAAUAGCAUUUUCAUCAAUUAAUAAUUUAGGAUGAAUAUUAGCAGCUUUAUCUAUUAGAGAAAAUUUAUGAUUAAUUUACUUAUUAUUUUAUUCUUUUUUUAUUUUAAUCAUAUGUUUUUUAUUUUAUACCUUAAAUAUUUAUUAUAUUAAUCAAUUAUUUAAUUUUAAUUUAAAUUUUUUUAUUAAAAUUUCAAUUUUAAUUAAUUUUUUAUCUUUAGGUGGAUUACCCCCAUUCUUAGGAUUUUUCCCCAAAUGAAUAAUUAUUAAUUAUUUAUUAUCUAAUAAUUUAUUUAUUAUUUCAUUUAUUUUUACCAUAACAAGAUUAAUUAUAUUAUUUAUUUAUAUUCGAAUUCUUUAUUAUUCAUUAAUAUUUUAUUCCAUUAAAUUAAAAUGAAAUAAAAUUUUUAUUAAAAAUAAUUAUUUAAUUUUUAUUAACAUUAUUAGAUUUAUCUCUUUAUUAGGAAUAAUUCUUAGAACUUUAUUUUUUUUAUAAGGUUUUAAGUUAAAUUAAACUAAUAAUCUUCAAAAUUAUUUAUAAAGAAAUGUAUCUUUAAGCCUUAGUAAAUAUUACACCUUAAAAUUUGCAAUUUUAUAUCAUUAUUGAAUAUAAGACUAAUAAAAGAGAAAUUUCCCGUAAAUAAAUUUACAAUUUAUCGCUUAACUCAGCCAUUUUAUUAAGCGAAAAUGACUAUUUUCUACAAAUCAUAAAGAUAUUGGUACAUUAUAUUUUAUUUUUGGAAUUUGAGCAGGAAUAGUGGGAACCUCACUUAGUUUAUUAAUUCGAACUGAAUUAGGAAAUCCAGGAUCUUUAAUUGGAGACGAUCAAAUUUACAAUACAAUCGUUACAGCCCAUGCUUUUAUUAUAAUUUUUUUUAUAGUUAUACCAAUUAUAAUUGGGGGAUUUGGUAAUUGAUUAAUUCCCCUAAUAUUAGGAGCUCCUGAUAUAGCUUUUCCACGUAUAAAUAAUAUAAGAUUUUGACUUUUACCCCCCAUCACUAAUAUUAUUAAUCUCUAGUAGAAUCGUUGAAAAUGGAGCAGGAACAGGAUGAACAGUUUAUCCCCCACUUUCAUCUAAUAUUGCCCAUAGAGGAUCAUCAGUAGAUUUAGCAAUUUUUUCUUUGCAUUUAGCUGGUAUUUCCUCAAUCCUAGGGGCAAUUAAUUUUAUUACAACUAUUAUUAAUAUACGAGUUAAUAAUAUAUCCUUUGAUCAAAUACCAUUAUUUAUUUGAGCUGUAGGUAUUACAGCUUUACUUCUUUUACUUUCCCUUCCUGUAUUAGCCGGAGCUAUUACCAUACUUCUAACAGAUCGAAAUAUUAAUACAUCAUUUUUUGAUCCAGCAGGAGGAGGAGAUCCAAUUCUUUAUCAACAUUUAUUUUGAUUUUUUGGUCAUCCAGAAGUUUACAUUCUAAUUCUUCCAGGUUUUGGUAUAAUUUCCCAUAUUAUUUCACAAGAAAGAGGAAAAAAAGAAACAUUUGGAUGUUUGGGAAUAAUUUAUGCUAUAAUAGCAAUUGGAUUAUUGGGAUUUAUUGUAUGAGCCCAUCAUAUAUUCACAGUAGGUAUAGAUAUUGAUACACGAGCUUAUUUUACUUCAGCAACAAUAAUUAUUGCCGUUCCUACAGGAAUUAAAAUUUUUAGAUGAUUAGCAACAUUGCACGGAACUCAAAUUAAUUAUAGACCUUCAAUACUAUGAAGAUUAGGAUUUAUUUUCCUAUUUACAGUAGGGGGAUUAACAGGAGUCAUUUUAGCUAAUUCAUCUAUCGAUAUUACCCUACAUGAUACUUAUUAUGUUGUUGCCCACUUUCAUUAUGUAUUAUCUAUAGGAGCUGUAUUUGCUAUUUUAGGGGGAUUUAUUCAUUGAUAUCCAUUAUUUACAGGAUUAAUAAUAAACAAUUAUUUAUUAAAAAUUCAAUUUAUUUCAAUAUUUAUUGGAGUUAAUUUAACAUUUUUCCCUCAACAUUUUUUAGGAUUAGCUGGAAUACCUCGACGAUACUCUGAUUAUCCUGAUAGAUUUAUAUCAUGAAAUAUUAUUUCAUCCUUUGGAUCUUAUAUUUCUUUAUUGUCUAUAAUAAUAAUUAUUAUUAUUAUUUGAGAAUCUAUAAUUAAUCAACGAAUUAUUUUAUUCUCUUUAAAUAUACCCUCUUCUAUUGAAUGAUACCAAAAUUUACCCCCCUCUGAACAUUCUUAUAAUGAAUUACCUAUUUUAAGUAACUUCUAAUAUGACAGAUUAUAUGUAAUGGAUUUAAACCCCAUUUAUAAAGGAUUAUCCUUUUUUUAGAAAUGGCAACAUGAUCUAACCUUAAUUAUCAAAAUAGAGCUUCCCCAUUAAUAGAACAAAUUAUUUUUUUUCAUGAUCACACUCUUGUUAUUCUAAUUAUAAUUACUAUUAUAGUAUCUUAUUUAAUAUUAAAUUUAUUUUUUAACUCAUAUACUAAUCGAUUUUUACUAGAAGGCCAAAUAAUUGAAUUAAUUUGAACUAUUUUACCAGCAAUUACAUUAAUUUUCAUUGCUCUUCCCUCUCUCUUCGAUUAUUAUACCUACUAGAUGAACUUAAUAAUCCAUUAAUUACACUAAAAUCUAUUGGACAUCAAUGAUACUGAAGUUAUGAAUAUUCAGAUUUUAAUAAUAUUGAAUUUGAUUCAUAUAUAAUUAAUUCAAGAGAAAAUAUUAAUAAUUUCCGAUUAUUAGAUGUAGAUAAUCGAAUUAUCUUACCUAUAAAUAAUCAAAUUCGUAUUUUAAUUACCGCUACUGAUGUAAUUCACUCAUGAACAGUACCAUCUUUAGGAAUUAAAGUUGAUGCUAAUCCCGGACGAUUAAAUCAAACUAGAUUCUUUAUUAAUCGUCCAGGUCUUUUUUAUGGACAAUGCUCAGAAAUUUGUGGUGCUAACCAUAGUUUUAUACCUAUUGUAAUUGAAAGAAUUUCAAUUAAAAAUUUCAUUAAUUGAGUUAAUAAUUAUU